CAUUCAUUUCUGAAUAUGUUAAUCUUUAGUGGCAAGGGUGAAACAACAAGAGUGUGCAAAACGUUCGCUGUUUGACAUAUAUGACGCCACAUUUUGAGUACAGACUGCUCAGGUAGGCAAACAACAAUGUAGACAAGUCUUUGGGUUCAGAUGUUUGGUCUAAAUGCGAAAGGGUUUUCCAAUUUUUUUUAUUUCACUUGGUUUAUUAUGGGGCAAUCGUUUAAAAGUGCGAAUGGCGGUUUCAAGAGGGCUAGGAUAUUACCGUUUUAUGACUGGGAGCCCAGGCAAAGGGGACGAGAAGGGAGCGACCAUACGACACAGUACGAUGAGUUCCGUGCCGCGGUACAGAAGGGUAGGCGAAAAGCUCCAUAGAGUUCAGCCUCGAGUAGGGGACGGACGUCUGAGAUGGACGUAGAUCAAUAUAUGGCUGAAAAGCAAGCAAAAACAAUUUGAUUGAACCUCAAUCGAUAUGAAAGCAACUUACGACUUACGAAGGCAUGCGACCGGUAGGUACAUGCUUAUUGAGACGUACCAAGCCAAACAAAUGCCUUCAUAUUAGCCAGUCUAAUAAUGAAAGGUCAAUCGA
Umbelopsis ramanniana AG is the source of this 586-nucleotide messenger RNA. RefSeq lists its product as uncharacterized. The transcript has a single exon. The record is from RefSeq and is a predicted model, not a curated record. NCBI's taxonomy places the organism in Eukaryota, Fungi, Mucoromycota, Umbelopsidomycetes, Umbelopsidales, Umbelopsidaceae. The coding region runs from base 164 to 415 and encodes 83 amino acids.